Epinephelus lanceolatus (giant grouper) is the source of this 4324-nucleotide messenger RNA. Its product is annotated as H-2 class I histocompatibility antigen, Q10 alpha chain-like. NCBI's taxonomy places the organism in Eukaryota, Metazoa, Chordata, Actinopteri, Perciformes, Serranidae. Gene Ontology annotation, biological process: immune response. Gene Ontology annotation, cellular component: external side of plasma membrane. The record is from RefSeq and is a predicted model, not a curated record.
UGAACGUCACAACACUAGUGGACAGAAGGCGGAAGCAGGCAGCAAUGUACCACCCCGACACGAAGUGAGAAGACCGUCAAAUAGUCGGAGAAAACUCGAGUUUUAGGAACAAGAGAACAGUCUGGGUGAGGUGAAAAUGUAUUUCCUCGCAGUGUUCGUCCUUUUGGGGACAGGACUGGCGGUAAACUGCGAGAUGCAUUCCCUCACUUACAUCUAUACGGCCCUCUCCAAACCCGUUGGACUCCCGGGCAUCCACGAGUUCACAGCCAUGGGAAUGCUGGACAACAGGAUGAUUGAUUACUUUGACAGCGAGACCCAGAAAAAAGUUCCCAAACAGGAGUGGAUGAGAGAGCGACUGCCUCCAGAUUACUGGGAAAAAGGCACACAGUCCCGCCAGAGCAAGCAGCAGUGGUUCAAAGUCAACAUUGAAAUCCUGAUGAAGCGAAUGAAUCAGAACGAUUCAGAUGUCCAUGUUCUUCAGUGGAUGCACGGCUGUGAAGGCGAAACGCAAACUGACGGCAAAAUUAAGUUCCGCCGUGGCAUGGACAUGUACAGCUACGACGGAAACGACUUCCUGUCCUUCGAUGACGCCCACGCCGUCUGGGUUGCCCCGAUUGAUGCCGCAAUCCAGACCAAGAGGAAGUGGGAUGAGGUUCAGGUCCUAAAAGAAUACACCAAAGGCUACCUGGAGAACGAGUGUGUGGAUUGGUUGGGAAAGUUCACAGAGUAUGGGAAACAGCAGCUAAGAAAAGCAUCUCCUCCAAAGGUGUUCUUGUUUUCAAAGAACGCCAGAGUUGAGACAAACGUAAUUUUGACGUGCCUGGCCACAGGUUUCUAUCCAAAAGACAUCACCCUGCAGAUCAGAAGGAAUGACCGUAUUCUAACCAGAGAGGACGGAGUGCUCUCCUCAGGUGUUCGACCAAAUGAAGACGACACCUUCCAAAGAAGAGACAGCGUGGAGAUUUUAAGGAGUGACAUGUCUACAUACACCUGUGAAGUCAUUCAUCCCACAUCUGGGGUUCAUGUUUCGAGAGCUUGGGAUCAUAAACUUCCUGCAGACUCUGGAGGAGCUAUGAUUGGUGGGGCGAUUGGGGCCCUGAUCUUGUUGGUGAUCAUGGUCGGUGUGGUGCUGGUUGUCUUGUAUAAAAGACGCGCGAUAGGAUCAGGCAAGUCUUUCAGCAGUGUUUCCACCAGUGACUCUGAUCAGCCACCUGACAAAGUAGUUGUCUCCACGGUCUCAAAACCAGACGCCGCGAAUGCACCUCUCAAGGGCUCAGAUGGAUCUCUCAACAGCAGUGGCUCUGGUGGCUCUUCUGACUCUGCCGUUGGUCGUGAUGGUGACAGAAACCCCUCCCCUGAUUCUCAAUCCCUCCUCAUUAAGACGAACGGGGAGGCGCAAGUCUGAAGUCACUGCAGUUAACGAAGUUUCCAUCAGAGUACACUGAGGCUCACUGUGCUCUCUGGAACCAAAUUUACCAAUACAACAAAGAACUUUACAAUAGGGUGGAAAUUAAACGGGGACUUUGAAAAUCAACAAAUAGAAAGUACUUAUAUAUUCUUAAAAGAGUCUCUGGAAAAUCUUUCUGGCAGUAAGAGAACUGGGUUUGAACUUUGAAUGAGUUAAAUUCAAACAGUAUCAAAGUGAUGUUGUGUUGUAGCACUUUGUAGCUUUGAAAACGAAUGGAUAAGAUCUGAAAUACAGUGCUAGUGUUGCUAGUUAGGUGAGCUUGUUUUUUUGUUGUUGUUUUUUUCAGUUGGAAAUUCAGGAAAGUGAUUAGAAAAGUAUGACCUGUAUGAAACUUAACAAAUGUGAAUUCUGAAGCACCUUGAAGAAACUUCUGAAAAAUCUACACAUGUAAUUACAGUGGUUUACUCCAAGCCAGACAUUUAAAACUAGAUGCGGGCAAGAAUUUAGGCGUUAUCAGUAAAAUUGGUGGAGCUAUUGGUGGAGAUGUUAAUACUUAAUUAAUAUUGUUCUCAAAUCUCAAUGGAAAUAAUAAGAUUAUAGAUCAGAUGUAAAAAAAAAAAACAAACAGGUGUGAAACCUGUAUAAGGACAGUCUGUUUGUGGAACACUGGGAGGUGUGGGGUGGUUUAAAGAGGGAGGAAAUUUUUGAAGGGUCUCUGUGGAUCCUGGUAUCUACAAAUGUUUAAGUAUUGAACUGCUUGCAAGAGUCCUUGGCAAGAGCUUGGAAUUGAAUGACCGAUUUUAAGUCCUGUCUCCCCUAGUUACCAUUGCUAGGUCCAAUGAGCCCAACAGAAAGAGAUAUGGCGAUGCCGUUUCCAUUUAGCCAGGUUCUGCAGUGUUUUCUGAGUCUAAUAAGCUGAAUCAGUGUUUAUUUACAAUAACUUUUGGGUAGAAAACCCCGUACCGAUGUACAUCCAAUCAAACGACGCUUAGCAAACACUGCCUCAAUUGAUUAGUUUCAAGCCAUCUUUAAUAAAAGCAAUCUAUACACAGAGCAGCGCUUAGAUAGCGUCUUGGCGUCAGACAAUAUAGCUUCAAGAAGUGGACACUUAGGGCUACAGUAUGCGAUGGAAAGAUAUAUUUGAAAUGACAUCAUGUCUGUCCAAAUAACACCAGCAGUUUAGGCUACUAUGUGGUGGCUUGUAGCCUCAGCGAUGAUAAUUAGCAGCAUAACAUUAGCCCUGAUCUCUUCAGGCUCACGAUAAUUCAUGUCAUCUUAAAAAUACGUCAGUUGUGCUCUCAACUGAGCACCGGGUGAAAUGGAAAGGCUAAUUGGAUUAUAAAUACUUUUAAAGAAAGAAGAAAUAAUUAUUAAAAGAAAUGUUUAAGUGCAGUUUUGAAGGACCACGUCAGUACCUUGCUUAAUUUAAUCAGAGGAAAACCAACAUUUAACUUCUGCAGUGGUUGUCAUUUGGCUUUGCUUUAUGUCAGUAUGUUAUGACAGUAAACCUGCAGUGAAUUUAGACUAGCUGCAGAUAAUCAACAAUCAACUGCACCUAUUACCACUCAGAGAAAACUGAGGAAAUACUUAUAAUGUGAUUAAAAUAAACGACCUACAAUUUACAAAUACACUGGUAUCAUGGAAGUAGGCUGAAAAUUAAAUGGGAACACUGGCAUUUUUCAACCUGGACCCUAUUUUGACAUAUUAUUGUGUGUGCAAUAAUGGUACAAUAAUUUCUGAAACUGGUCCAAUGAUGAGAGAGUGCGUGCAGCAGGCAGCUGUGAAACAGGCUGCAAUGUAACAACUCAGGGCAGGUGCGCCGAGUUAACAACCACUGACUUUUUGCCACUGACAGAUUGUUCUUAUGAGUGUCUUACAAUAUUAUGGAAAUGAUCCAACAGACAAAUGUAAAGUUUCUCUUCUCUUUAGCGAGACUUGGACAUAAAACACAACGGAACAAGUGGAAGGUGUAGGGUCCUUUCUGUAAUAUUCUAAGACACCAAGACAAUCAGAGCUCGUCAGUGGCAAACAAAAAAGCACUUUCACUUGUUGCAAUGGGGCACACCUGCCCCGGUGGUCACAUAGUAGCCUGUUUGGCAGGUAUCAGCUGCAUCACUUUCUCUCAACACUGGACCACUUUAAAAAAAACAGUUGUUCCCAUGAGUCAUUGUGUGACACAAAAACACAGGAAAAUAGGGUCCAAGCUGAAAAAUACCAGAGUCCCCCUUUAUUAAUUGUCAGUCACAAGGGUUUAGCCUGGCUUAAAAAGAAGUACUCAGUGUAUUUCACUGAAUGAUUAGCAGGGAUAAUUUAAAACAUGGUGUAGGUUGUCAUUUAAUAAUCGCUGUUGUAAAUACAGUUAUAUUGAGCUUGUAGAGCUAAGUUGCAAAAUGCAUUUUGGAAGCUUUAAAUGUGCAAGUUUAUUGCAUAUAUCUGCCCUGAUAGAAUAUGCUCCUGUCACUAAGAAAUAAAUCCAGUCCUCUUGUUAGUGUGCUUGAUUUAUUGUUAUGACAUUUUAGACCUCUUAAUAAUGAAUUUUACUGCUUGUUAUCCAAGAUAAAAAUGAAUUAUGUUUGCAAAAGCAAUUUCACUUUAAACUGAUCAGUUUAGUCGGUAAGAUACAGACAGACUUCUUAUACUGUGUGUGCUCCUAGUGGCUUUCCAAAUACAUUAUUUAUGGUAUUGUGUGUCUUCAGCAAAUGGAUUUUACACAUUUUCUCUUUUGGGUUCUUGGUUGCUUGUGUAGUUGACAAAUAUGAAAAUGUUGAUAUCCAUCUGAUGAAUCAACUUUUUUUUUCCCACAAUUAUCUGUGUAAAAAAAAUCACUUCUGUCAAAAUAUGUUUUUUAAAUCACAAUAAAAUAUUUCUAAAAAUGAUCAAUAUGCCAGUCAAAUAAAUCUCCAGUAAAGUCUGAAA